This is a messenger RNA of Contarinia nasturtii (swede midge), 357 nucleotides long. Its product is annotated as small conductance calcium-activated potassium channel protein-like. Gene Ontology annotation, molecular function: small conductance calcium-activated potassium channel activity; calmodulin binding. Gene Ontology annotation, biological process: potassium ion transmembrane transport. The coding region runs from base 2 to 235 and encodes 77 amino acids. The transcript is spliced from 2 exons. The record is from RefSeq and is a predicted model, not a curated record. NCBI's taxonomy places the organism in Eukaryota, Metazoa, Arthropoda, Insecta, Diptera, Cecidomyiidae. Gene Ontology annotation, cellular component: plasma membrane; neuronal cell body; neuron projection.
CAUGGAGGAGCGAGGUCUGAGUGGUCACGGCGGUCUUAUUAAACCACCAGGUGGAUCAAAUGCUAGUCAAAAAAAUAAACCAAACGUUGGCUAUCGUUUGGGUAGACGAAAAGCUUUAUUUGAAAAACGAAAACGCAUUAGUGACUACGCGUUGGUAAUGGGAAUGUUUGGUAUCGUAGUGAUGGUGAUUGAAAAUGAAUUAAGCAGUGCUGGCGUAUACACCAAAAUAAACUAGUGCUACAACCAAAAUGGUCGUAUGCUCGACUUGAUCUGGACAAAUGAUGUUGAGCUGUUCCAGUGUUACAUGAAUGAAUAUUGGGGAUUGAGUUUGACAGUUGAUUUGACAGUUGAUUUGAC